This is a messenger RNA of Coregonus clupeaformis (lake whitefish), 6263 nucleotides long. RefSeq names its product protein FAM83H. Bases 299 to 5194 code for a protein of 1631 amino acids. NCBI's taxonomy places the organism in Eukaryota, Metazoa, Chordata, Actinopteri, Salmoniformes, Salmonidae. Gene Ontology annotation, molecular function: keratin filament binding. Gene Ontology annotation, cellular component: keratin filament. The transcript has 5 exons. The record is from RefSeq and is a predicted model, not a curated record. Gene Ontology annotation, biological process: protein localization to cytoskeleton; positive regulation of cell migration; intermediate filament cytoskeleton organization.
UUGAGGCGGGGCAGAAGGCGUCAGCAAUCUGUGAGACUGGCGUUUUUCUCAUUUAUGCAACUCUUCCGUUCUCCCUAACAUGCCUCAAGCAAGCAUGAAAAUAAACAGGUUCUGCCGGGGUAGGUGAUAAAGCCACGCAGCACGCGUCCAGCCCGGACUAGAAUGCGUUACAGUCUCAGUGGAGAAUACGUUUCGAGAGAAGGACUAAAUAAUAACAACAGCCUAAACUGAAACCAUGGACGUAUUAAAUUCAUGAAGAAUCUCAGUUGAGCCAUAAAGUUCUUGCUCAGGAAUCAGUAUGGCGCACCGCUCUCAGUGUUCCUCAGACGGGGAUAACCCCCUGGACCCCAAAUACCUGCCUUCCCACUGCCGUGAGGAGUACCGGCUGGCCAUUGACGCACUUGUGGAGGAUGACCUGGAGGGCUAUUAUGAAUUCCUCCAGAGUGCGGAUGUGGUGGACUUCCUUUCCAGACAGGAAAUUGAGCACAUUAGGUGCACAGUGCAAGUUCCGUACCAGAGCACUCAGCCUGAGCUCCCGUAUGUGGAGUCUGAGGGAGAUGGCUCUUCAGACACAUACUGGCCUGUCCACUCUGACUUUGAAGCACCUGGUCUUGACCUUGGCUGGCCACAACAGCAUCACUUCAUAGGCCCCACCGAGGUCACCACACUGGUUAACCCCUCUGAGCCAGAUAUGCCCAGCAUCAAGGCGCAGGCUCGUCGACUUAUCAAGAAUGCUCAACAAGUGAUCGCUGUGGUAAUGGACACCUUUACAGAUGUGGACAUCUUUGCUGAUAUUCUGGAUGCUGCCAUGCGAAAUGUUGCCGUGUAUAUCAUUCUGGAUGAACAGAAUGCACACCACUUUACUACCAUGGCUUCCAACUGCCAGGUCAAUCUGGAGAGCAUUCAAUUCAUGCGUGUCAGAACUGUGUCAGGCAUCACCUAUCGCUGUCGCUCUGGAAAGUCCUUCAAGGGUCAGAUGCUGGAUCGUUUCUUACUAACAGACUGCAGGGCUGUCCUGAGUGGAAACUAUAGCUUCAUGUGGUCUUUUGAGAAGAUUCACCGUUGCAUGGCUCACCUCUUUCUUGGACAGCUUGUGACUACUUUUGAUGAGGAGUUCCGGAUCCUGUUUGCACAGUCCCAACCUUUGGUACCAGAAAAUGUCCUUAUUCCAGUGCCAGACUACAGCAGUUUAUCUGACAGCCAAUACAGCACUGACAGGACACCAUUGUUCAGAGAUCCCAGAAAGUUCCUGCCCAUAGAGAGCUCUCGUCCUGAAGAAUGGGCUAGACAUUCCUUUGAUGACCGCAUGGAUAUGGUUCGGAAAAGGAUGCCCCCUGGAAGGCGCGAGCCCAUCCACAGGUCACUAGAUCAGGAUCCACUAGAUAUGUACAGAAACAAGUACUCCUCACAGCAAUUUAGAAUAGAGCAGCAGUCGAACACAAUGGAGUUUGCUGGCUCUAAAAGGCACAGUUAUGCAGAGGGAACUUAUGCCAGACACUCCUCCUCUCAAUUCAUGCAGCACCAAGCCAUGCACAACUUUGAGGAGGGUAUGGCAACCCAGAGCAGGAAGAUACAUAGGGAACAGCAUCACUACCAGAGAACAGGGCCAGAGCCAGGUUAUUGUGGCUACGAUGAAUUCAGGGACCAAGCGUACCCUCCGAUGGAUCAGUAUUCUGAGUCUGGGUACCCACAUGGAAUAGAGAUAGAGCCACCAGACAACUAUGACCCUGUACUGAAUUAUUUGUCAUCAUCGAACCUUGCUGUGGAGAUGGGACAUGGCUCAUACAAAUUAUCACAUCCAGGACAGGGUCCCUUUUGUCAUUCAAACGCAAAAAGACUGAGCGUGGGCCAGCCUUAUGCCUGUCAGACCUCCCCAACACAACAAAACCCGUCUGAACAUAAACAGUUUUUUGUCGGGUCUGGUUCGGACCGCAAAACACAGGAUCCCAGUGCAAAGCAGGGGAUGCGAGAUUGGAGAAUCAGCUCAUACCUCAGUGCAUAUGAUGAUGCCGGAGAAGAAGACAUUUCACAGCCUAUUGGAAAUGACCCCUUUGAAGAGCCCCUUAAUCCCUCACAAGGAAUAUUAUUUGCUCCACUGGUAUCAGAUCCCAAGUUUAAUGCCAAAGAGUUACCCAAGAUUGCAGGGCACAGGUUAAACAAGACCACACGCUCAGAACAUUCAAGAACACCAGAUAUUAUUGUUAGCAUGGCAACAGAUGAAGGCGACAAAUCAGAGGAGAUGGAUAUAAAAGAGCCCAAAAGAGAAGAGUCAUUCCGUAGGAGGUUCAACCCUGCUAUCCAAAGGACCUCUAGGCUAAGAUCUUCACUGAUCUUCAGCUCACAACUAGAACAGCAUAUCUCUCAAGAACUGAACCUUACCUCAGGCCAACAUUGCGAGGAAACUGCCAAUGAGGAAGAUGACCAAUCUAGAUUAUCCUUGACCGCUCAGAUUUUGGGAAAACGAAGAUCCAUAACAAGAGAACCUUUUGAAUGGAGAUUUAAUAAGCCAGCAACAGUUGAUAAUUCAACCAUAGAGUCUUUGAAAUCUGAGGACAUCACUACUGAUGCCGGUGAUAAGGAAUUGCCAAAGAAUCCUCCUGUGGGCACCGACAUGGCUUCUUCAAAGGAACAACCUAAACCUGACCAUGAAGAACAAACCAAAACGGGACAAUCUGCACACCCAUCCAAAUCUGCUCAAAUUGAGCAACCCAAAACCAUACAAACAGCACACCUGCCAUCUUCAUUGAGCAAUACAUCCUAUAUAGAUAUGAAUGAUCCAGACAGUAGGUUCAAGUUUUUUAAAGAGUUGGCUGCCAAACGAAAAGCUGCAAAGGCUGCAGAGUCUGAGAGCAGCGCUGAAAAAGCUCCUCUAAAUCCAGUGACUCCAUUUGACUUGAAAACAAAGGACCCAGUCACAAGUGUAGAAGCUACUUUUCCAGUGGCUCCACUAAAUCAAGCAGAUAAAUCCACCAAAAAGCCAGCUACAUCAACAGAGACCCUACUUAAACCAGAAGAUACUUCAACCAAAAAGCCAGCAACAUCAACAGAGACCCCACCUAAUCCAGCAGAUACUUCCACCAAAAAGCCAGCUACAUCAACACAGGCCUCAUCAGAAACACUGGAGACCUCACCAGUCUCACAGGAGAACAAAACAUCCAUGGCAACACAUGGCUCAUUAGAUCUUGAUGUCAAAGACCAUGCUUCUAAAAAUAAAGAACAGGAAGACCUUAAUCUUCCCAAAACUGAGAAGAUUGAGUUGAAGAACAGUCAGAACCAAAGUGUGUCUAAAGUUAACCCUAGAGAUACAAGUGCAUUUCUUAAGCACACCUCAAAAGAGUGUAUCUUUAACAUCGCCCCAAAGGAUUUUAGUUUAUAUAAACUAUCACCAAAGGAACCAAAGUCAUCAAAUCCUGCUUCAAAGGAGCUGAUCCCAUCUUUUCCACUCACCCUAACAGAAGCUAGCUCAUCUUUAUCUCAGACACCAACGAGUUCCAGUUUAACUAAUCUCACUUCAUUUAAACAUGCAGCAAAAGAUUUGAGCUCAGCCCUUACCCCCACCCUUAAGGAGUCCAGUUCAUCUAACCCCCCGUCAAAGCAGCAAUUACCAUCCUCUAAACCAGUCACAAUAGAGUCCAAUAUACCUCUGAGCCCCACCCAAUUCAAAUCAAGUGUCUCUUCUCAUCCCAUUCCAUCAAAAUCCAGCACCUCCGUUCAUACCAUCCCAUUGCAAUCAAGUCCCCCCACUAUUCCUGGUCCAGUUGAGCCAGUUGUGUCUCCCAAACCUGACAAAACUGAUUCCAAGGAAUCUCUCAGCCCUACCCCAAUGCAAUCUUGCUCGUCCUCAAUCCUUGCCCCUGCAACAGAAUUUAGCCUCCUGCCAAGCCCUACCCAAACAAAAUCCAGUUCCUUACCUAUGUCCACCUUAAUUGGGUCCACUUCAUCAACACCAAUGGAGUCUAACACCUCUCCCAAUCCCUCCACAAAGGAGUCAUUGUUUACAAUUGCCACAACUGAGUUGAAGUCACCCUCUCCAAAGACCAACCCAAUAAAUUCCCACUCCUCUCCUAGUCCUGGCCAAGAUGAGUUGGUUUUGUCCCCCAAACCCUCCAAAACAGCAUCCAACUCCUCUCCAAAGCCCACCACAGCAGAGUUCAAUGACUCUCCCAACUCCUCACUUCCAUCGGCAAAGCAUGUCACGGAACAAACUGACAAAUCUCCUAUCCUAACACCAACACAAUCUAGUUAUUCUUCCAAUCCAACAACAAGAGAACCCAACCCUCUUCCUAACAACACCUCAACAGAACCAGGUGCAUCUCCUGACCCUACCCCAACAGAUUCAAGUGCAUCUUCUAACCCUACCCAAACAAAAUCACAUUCCUCCCCUAUGUCUGCUUCAGGUGGAUCUGUUUUGUGCCCCAAGCCUGGCCAAACAAAAUCUAUCACUUCUCCAAACCUCACCCCAACAGAAUAUUGUUCCUCUCCUAAUCAUACCCCAACUGAGCCUACCUCACCAUUCAAACCUGUCCUUGUGGAAUCCAGCCCAUCAAGUAACUCAAACCCAACUGAAUCCACUGCCUCUCAUGACACUGUCCCAGCUCCAUCCGUCAUUGUGGAUAACAGUAAGGAGGACAAACUAAGUAACCUUAUCAAGGAGCAAAAAGCUGGAAGUUCUCCUGAUGCUAAAUGUGAGAAGAAAGCAGGUGAUGCUGAGACAAUGAGCAAAACUGGUCCUGGAGAAUCCGCCUCCCAUGGACCUCAGAGUCCUGAUGAGACCAAAGAGAGUAGCAGCACUAUAAAACCAGAGAGCCCUACAGAUCAAACCAAUCCCAUAUCACCCCCAGUGAAGCAAGCUAAAGUAAGCCAGUCCCACUACCAUUCAUCUACUGCCAAUGUACUCUCUAGCAGCAACCUAAGAGAUGACACAAAGCUCCUUUUAGAGCAGAUUUCUGCUAACAGCCAGAGCCGGACAGAACUCACUAAAGAAUCUGCUGUCACUGAUGAUGCCAAACAGGAUGAGGCUGACCGGGGUGUUAGUGGUAAGGAGGAAGCAUCGGCCCAAGGACAGAGCAAAGGCCCGACUAGAACUUCUCAGGAGCGGGAGAAGCUACUUCAGAGAAUUGAGAGCAUGCGGAAGGAGAGGAAAGUAUACAGCCGCUUUGAGGUAAAGUACCAUACUGUAUCAAUAGGCCAGUAGCAAUUUAACAAAAUACAAUUUUAAGGUACCUACUGUAUUAUGUUUUCACUCACACCUGCUUUCCUUCAUGUGAGCUCAUGUUUUCUGCUUAUUAUUCUGUAUUUUGAUAGAUGGCGCCUUAACCAGGGAUCGGAAGGAUGAGUGAGUAUGGAGAAAGACCAUCGCUCAUUUCCCUCAAAAAUGUGUCCUUUAACUAUGUCCAUUCCCCAAAAGACUCAAAUCACAGGUUGGAAAGGCACAGCUAGCUAACCAACAGAGAGAUAUUAUUCUCAGGUUUCUAUAUUAGAGGGUUUCUCCGAAUGGACUAUCUGCAUGUAAAGGAUUAAGGUUUUUGCGAACAUGAACAGAAACUUGACUAAGUUGACUAAGUUUACCAACAUGGACUACUGUAUAAGUAAGCAGGGACUCUACAGUGUGGACAAUGGACUACUGCUAUCUACAAGGUGGGACUGAAACAUACAAUCUCAUCAGCUAAAUACACAACUAAAUGUGCAAUAUAUUUGAAAAUGAUUGUGUUCAUAGACACACCGGACACACAGGUAUUGUUGACUGUAUGGGUCAAAUGCAAUGUAAUAUCUGUUACUCUCUGGGUUGUUUAAUUAUUGUCUGUUUGAGGAUAUGUUUUAUAUUCUAACAGCCAUUUCAAAAUACUAAAAUUAGAAUCACCAUUAAUCAUCAUAGAAAAUGUAAUCAUCAUAAACAGUGCAAGUAUAGCUUUCAAAUAGUUAAUGGACCACUUUUUUCAUUGGGAAUGCUUUAGUAGGUUAUUAGGUGUAACAAAUCAUGAUGACAAUGUGCUAGAUAAAACAAAUACAGGUAACUGCCAAAAUAAAGGAAACACUUGAGUAAAUGAGGGAUACAAAGUAUAUUGAAAGCAGGUGCUUCCACACAGGUGUGGUUCCUGAGUUAAUUAAGCGAUUAACAUCCCAUCAUGCUUUGGGUCAUGUAUAGAAAUGCUGGGCCUGCCAUUAUUUUGGAUACUAUUGCUAUACCCCUAUAGGAUGACAAUGCCCCAUCCAUAGGGCACAAGGGCACUGAAUGGUUUGAUGAGCAUGAAAACGAUGUAAAC